This is a messenger RNA of Diospyros lotus (date-plum), 1600 nucleotides long. RefSeq names its product RGG repeats nuclear RNA binding protein A-like. Gene Ontology annotation, cellular component: cytoplasm; nucleus. The transcript is spliced from 7 exons. The record is from RefSeq and is a predicted model, not a curated record. The coding region runs from base 228 to 1298 and encodes 356 amino acids. Gene Ontology annotation, molecular function: RNA binding. Lineage: Eukaryota; Viridiplantae; Streptophyta; Magnoliopsida; Ericales; Ebenaceae.
GAUUAUUAUUGAGAUCUUCUCUCUCUCUCUCUCUCUCUCUCUCUCUGAUGCGUUGCGGCUAGGGUUUCACCGAACCCUCCUGGCACUCUCUCUCUACUUUUUUUGUAUCGGCAACUGUGAGUGAGGGCUCAGAUCUGUGUAUAUGGAGUCCAGGGCCGUGAAGUGGGGGAACUAGCGGCAGUCAGGAAGCGUGCACGCUCAGACUUCGUUUGCUCGGGGCUUAGGAAAUGGCGACCACGAAUCCUUUCGAUUUGCUGGGCGACGAUGACAACGAGGAUCCCUCACAGUUGGUCGCAGCAGCUCAGAAGGUAGCGCCGAAGAAGACGCCGGCUCCGACGCAAGCCCCGGCUGUUCGGCCGUCCAAGCCGGUUAAGCUGCCCUCCAAGCCUCUCCCUCCAGCAGAAGCUGUUAGGGAGGCAAAGACUGAAGGAGGCCGUGGUGGAGGCCGUGGUGGUGGACGUGGAUAUGGGCGUGGUCGUGGUGGAUUUAAUAGAGAUUCUUUCAACGAGAAUUUCAGCAGUAGUGGGAUUUCUGGUGGUCAAGGUGGUACCGAGGAAACUGAUACUGGGAAACCUCUUGAAAGGCGUGGUGGAUAUGGUGGACCGCGUAGUCCUUUCCGGGGUGGUCGCCGUGGUGGUUUUGGUAAUGAAGAAGCAGAAGGGGAACGCCCCCGUAGGGCAUUUGAACGCCGCAGUGGUACUGGACGAGGAAAUGAGCUCAAACGUGAAGGAUCUGGUCGAGGAAACUGGGGAACUCCAACUGAUGAAAUUGCUCCAGUGACUGAGGAAGUUGUGAAUGAAGGUGAGAAAAAUUUGGAUGUCAAGAAGCCCUCUGGAGAGGAGGAUGUCACAGAUGCCAACAAGGAGAGCCCUGCUGUUGAGGCUGAAGAAAAAGAACCUGAGGAGAAGGAGAUGACACUUGAACAGUAUGAAAAGUUGCUGGAAGAGAAGAGGAAGGCAUUGCAGGCCCUCAAGACUGAGGAGAGGAAGGUAGACGUUGACAAAGACUUUGCAUCCAUGCAACAACUCUCAAGCAAGAAGGACAAUACUGAUAUCUUCAUUAAACUGGGCUCUGAUAAGGAUAAACGGAAAGAAAUUGCUGAAAAGGAAGAGAAAUCCAAGAAGGCCGUCAGCAUUAAUGAGUUCCUGAAGCCUGCUGAAAGAGAGAGGCACUAUGGUCGUGGUCGAGGACGUGGCCAUGGUCCAAGAGGACCGUAUGGUGGAGGUAAUACAGUGAGCAAUGUGGCAGCCCCAAAAAUUGAAGAUCCCGGGCAGUUUCCAACCUUAGGUGCCAAGUGAGAUAUAUCUAGUGCCUCGCCCACAGUUUAUUUGAAUGCAUCUUCUAAUCUUCCGAACCUGAGUCUUGAGUGGUGGGGAAUUGACUGGAAUAAUGGAGUUUGAUAUGUAUCAUCUAGAAGUCUUGAUGCCCGUAAAAAUGUAAAGCUCCAGUGUUCCCAUGUAGUAGCCUCCUUCCCCUUGCUGGUAUUUUAUAAUGUUCUUGCGCUUUGAAAUUUUGGGGCAUGAAAAAGUAACUUGUGACUUUAAAUUGUUGUUGCUCAGUUUUGUUUUGAAUAGAUUGAAGAAGACAGAGACUUAGUUCU